Cajanus cajan (pigeon pea) is the source of this 1898-nucleotide messenger RNA. RefSeq names its product AAA-ATPase At2g46620. NCBI's taxonomy places the organism in Eukaryota, Viridiplantae, Streptophyta, Magnoliopsida, Fabales, Fabaceae. The record is from RefSeq and is a predicted model, not a curated record. Gene Ontology annotation, molecular function: ATP binding; ATP hydrolysis activity.
CGUAGACGUUGAAUUGAAUAGAUAUAGAACACACGUACGUAGGUUGAAAGAAAGAGGAAGGAGAAGAGAGUCCCAUCCAUUGUCCUAAAAACCACACACACAUUCACAACACAACUUCUCCUCCUUCGUGAAGCCAGGCACAGUAGACACGAAAACCCAGUUUCGACGGUCAUGACUCGUUACAACCUUAUAUUCCUGGUUACCCUCAGUGUGGUCGUUUGUUUCACGAUUCGGUGGUUGUUGUUCAAGACGGGGUUGAUACACGCCGUGAAGAAACUCGCGAGAAGGUUUCAAGAUUGGUUCCACGUGUACCAGUUCCUCAAAGUCCCCGAAUUCAACGAAGGCAUGCAGCGGAAUCAGCUUUACCACAGAGUUUCUCUCUAUUUGCAUUCUCUUCCUUCCAUCCAAGACGCUGACUACACCAAUCUCAUUACCGGUUCCAACCAAAACGACAUCGUUUUGCGCCUCGACCCCAACCAAACCAUACAAGACACUUUCCUCGGAGCCACGCUAUUCUGGUUCAACCAAAAAACCCAACCCGACCGGAUUUCAUAUUCUUUCGUUCUCAAAAUAAGAAAAAACGACAAACGCCGAAUCCUCCACCCCUAUCUCCGCCACAUCCACGCCGUCGCCGACGAGAUGGAGAACAAAGGGAAGCGCCAUUUGCGCUUGUACAUGAACGCCGCUGCGGGUGCCGCCCAAACGCGGUGGAGAUCGGUUCCGUUCACUCAUCCGGCGACUUUCGAGACCAUGGCGAUGGAGAAGGAUCUGAAGAACAAGAUAAAGUCGGAUCUGGAAUCGUUCCUCAAGGCGAGGCAGUAUUACCGGAAACUCGGCCGCGCGUGGAAGCGGAGCUUCCUCCUGUACGGUCCCUCCGGCACCGGAAAAUCGAGUUUCGUGGCGGCGAUGGCGAACUUCCUCCACUACGACGUGUACGACGUGGACCUCUCGCGGAUUCACGGCGAUUCGGAUCUGAAGUUCCUCCUCAUGGAAACGACGGCGAAGUCGAUCGUGGUGGUGGAGAAUCUGGACCGCUUCCUGGAAGCGGAAUCGUCGCCGGCGGUGAGCGCCACGGGAAUCCAGAGCUUCAUGGACGGGAUUCUGAGCGCGUGUUGCGGCGAGGAGAGGGUCAUGGUGUUCACCAUGAACAGCAAGGAGAGCGCCGACCCGAGACUGAUUCGGCCGGGUCGGGUCGACGUGCACAUUCACUUUCCGGUGUGCGAUUUCUCGGCGUUCAAGACGCUGGCGAGUAGCUACCUCGGCCUGAAGGAUCACAAGCUGUUCGCGCGGGUGGAGGAGAUUUUCCGCCUCGGCGCGAGUCUCAGCCACGCCGAGAUCGGCGAGUUGAUGAUCGCCAACCGGAACUCGCCGAGUCGGGCCAUAAAAUCGGUAAUCGGGGCCCUGCAAACGGACGGUGAUGGGAGAAGGUUUGGGUACGCGAUCGGACGGCAGAUAGAGUGUGAUGACGUGGACGAAAGGGCGCUUUGUGAUGGGGACGGCUUCCCUACGGUUAAGGAUUCGCGCAAGUUUUACAGUUUCUUCAAGUUGCGCAACGCCAGAAGAACUCAACAAAAGUCCGAUUCCUUGGCCCAUGAAAGAUAAUGACGAGAAAGAAAAAAAAAUUAAUUUUAAGAAAUUCUUUUGUUAAUUUGGGAAUUUUUUUGUUAAGAGAAACGAAAAAUGGCUAAUGCAUUUAUUGGCAGGAUCCUCCCAAUUAAAACUGUUCAUAUUUGAGAUGGGAUGGUUUUAGAUAUAGAUGUAAAAUUAAUGAUAGAACUAAUGCAAAAGAAAACUACCAUUGUAAAGUUUCGUUUUCCAGUUCUGAUGAAUUUCGACUCAUUUGCGUAGAUUUCUUUCACUUUGGAAAAAACAAAAUAAAAGAUGGUCAAAUUUGUUCU